Molecule: messenger RNA, 1306 nt
Organism: Bradysia coprophila
Lineage: Eukaryota; Metazoa; Arthropoda; Insecta; Diptera; Sciaridae
Biological process (GO): regulation of transcription by RNA polymerase II
Cellular component (GO): nucleus
Molecular function (GO): DNA-binding transcription factor activity, RNA polymerase II-specific
Source: RefSeq, a predicted model, not a curated record
GUGUUUUAUUGACAAAUAAUAAACGUAAACAAACAAUUUUGAGUCCAAAGAGUUCGUUUCAUCAUGGAAUUUGCAAUAAAGGACAAUUACGAAGAGUUUGAAAUCAAACAAGAGCAAGAAGACUUCGAAACCACUUUCCAAAUCAUUGAAUUCGAGCAAAUUUUCAAAUCGGAACCGUUGCAAGAAGAAUAUCACGAUGAACGAAGCAUUAAAGACGAACCAAUCGAAGAUACAUUUCUGGACACUUCUGGCACACGACCUGACAUAAAACUGGAACAAAGGGAAGCGGAAUUUCAAGAGAAUCUGACUGUCGAUCCCGAGGAUACGAAAACAAAAUUUGUAUUAAUUCAUCGUGAUCACACUUACGCGCGUGCCUACCAACCGUUCAUCGACCGAAAUGGUAAACACAAUCCAAAGAUUGCAGAAAUCAAAAAGUUUUUGAAAAGGAAAAGUCAUCCAACCGGACCGAAGGAACCUCAAAUUUGCGAUAUUUGUGGUCAGAGCUUCGUCGUCUGUUCCGCAUUUGAUCGACACAUUCUCAGACACGGAAGUGCCCCGCAUUUGCUAUUCGAAUGCGACAUAUGCGGGACCAAGCGUAAAUUGAUGAAUCAUUUGAUGAAACACAUGUUGGUCCACACCAAGGUCCACACAAUACCGAAGAUCAAAAUUCCGUGUAAAAUUUGUGGCUUAUUGUACGAACAAAGGUAUUUGACGACACACAUGAGCAUACACAACACCCAGCCGAGCCUGGAAUGUACAAUUUGUGGUAAAUAUUUCGCUACACGAGGGAGACUCACCAGUCACAUGCGAUGUCACAACGAUAAGAAGAAGGCUCCAUGCAGAGUGUGUGGGAAGCCAUUUACGAUUCCUGGUCCCUUACGCAUCCACGAACGCAUACACACCGGUGAAAAGCCAUAUCUCUGCUGGAUUUGCGGUCUAAGAUUUCGGGCUUUAACCACAUGUAACACUCAUCUAACGGUGCAUUGGACGGGAAAGAAUUUCCCUUGCAAGCAAUGCGAUGCAAAAUUCAAAAAUCCCAAUUGUCUGGAUACUCACAGAAGGAAAGUUCACUGUCCGAAAACUAUGAAAGUGAAACCCGUGGUUACUCAGACACACCGAACAAUCAAAGUACCAGCUGCUUCGAAUAUUCAGCCGGCUAUCAGUCGGCCGAAUGUUUGUGUAUCGAAUCGAACGUAUUCUAAAAAAUUACAAGGACUGAACCAUUCUUAAAUUCUUAAUUAUUUUCGAUACGUUACGCAAGCGAAGGCUGUGUAAUAGGUCAACUCAUGGCAAAUAAUUGAUGUAC